GCUCUGCAAGGCGGAUGAGGGCGUGCUACACCCACACACAGGCGACCAUGCUUUAAAGCCACAUCAAUCUGACAGACGAAACGCUAAUCACACCUGUUCGCUGUUUCUGUGAAGGAAAGAGCGAGAGCUGAUCAGCCGUUUUUCGACAGAGUUGGGACCACAUGACUGUGACUUCACCUCUCCACACACUCUUGGUUUUGGAGCCAGUUGUUGUCAGAGGCUAGCGCCAACCUAAAAAAAUAAUCAUGAGCACCCACGAGUCAGACGUGCACACCCUCUCUCAAGAGCUGCCGGCCAUGUUCGAUGGCAUGAAGCUGGCGGCGGUGGCCACGGUGCUCUACGUCAUCGUCCGCUGCUUGAAUCUGAAGAGCCCCACUGCGCCGCCGGACCUCACCUAUCAGGACACCCCCCUGAACCGCUUCCUGCUGAAGUCCUGUCCUCAGCUGACAAAAGAGUACAUUCCUCCCUUACUGUGGGGGAAGAGCGGCCACCUCCAGACAGCGCUGUACGGCAAACUCGGACGAGUGAGCUCCCCCAACCCCAGCGGCAUCAGGAAAUAUUUACCCAUGCAUGAUGGGGCCACCGCGACAUUUGACCUCUUUGAGCCUCUGAAGGACCAUCCAACUGGAGAAGACAUCACCAUGGUGAUAUGCCCGGGGAUUGGGAAUCACAGUGAAAAGCACUACGUCCGGACCUUCGUGGAUUACGCACAGAAGGACGGUUACCGCUGCGCUGUGCUGAACCACCUGGGAGCGCUUCCGAACAUCGAGCUCACUUCUCCGCGAAUGUUCACUUACGGCUGUACGUGGGAAUUCGCAGCCAUGGUCGGCUACAUCAAGCGGGCGUACCCUGACACGCAGCUCAUCGUGGUGGGUUUCAGUCUGGGCGGAAACAUCGUGUGCAAGUUCCUGGGAGAAAACAGGACAAACCAGGAGCGGGUGCUGUGUUGUGUCAGCGUCUGCCAGGGCUACAGCGCUCUCAGGGCUCAGGAAACAUUCCUACAGUGGGAUCAGUUCAGGCGCUUCUAUAACUUUCUCAUGGCCGACAACAUGAAGAAAAUCAUUCUGUCACACAGGCACAGUCUGUUUGGGGGGAGCUCACUGAAAAAGAUUGACAUGGAGCCGAGUCGACUGUACACAGCGACGUCUCUCAUGCAGAUUGACGACAACAUCAUGAGAAAAUUCCACGGCCACAGCUCUCUGAAGGAGUACUACGAGAAGGAGAGUUGUGUCCAUUAUAUCCACAAUGUAAACGUGCCACUGCUGCUCGUGAACUCCGGAGAUGAUCCCCUGGUUCACGACUCACUGCUCACCAUCCCUCGCACUUUAGCAGCUAAGAAGUCGAACGUGGUCUUCGCGCUGACGCUUCACGGAGGCCACCUGGGCUUCUUCGAGGGCGCGGUCCUCUUCCCUCAGCCUCUCACGUGGAUGGACAAAGUGAUCGUGGGUUACGCCAAUGCCAUGUGCCAGUGGGAGAAACAGAAACCCAUGUGUCAAAGUGGUGAAAGCUCCUGCGAAGAAGAGAAAGCCUAAACCCCCCCCCCCCCCCCCCCCCCCAUCUUGUCCCCCGCCCCGUGCCGCACCGAGGAGACACCUUAAACUGCGCUCUCUUCGCUGCCUUCUCCUCCGGUGCCGCCCACCACUCCUGACCUCCCGACCUUCAGCUCCGCCCCGGCUCCUCUGUGUGAACACCGUCACCUUACAGUACGUCAAUCAACUCUAAUUACUGCCUUUGUGCUCUUUUCCGUUGCGAGGACCCAGACCAGGAACCGUUCUUUUUUGUUUUUAAUGAAUUUCCAAGACGGCACUUGGCUAUCAGAGGCAACGACCAAAUAGAAGAAGAGAUCUAGUCGAGCUGGUUUUCAAUGUGAGCGCACCACUUUAGAGUAGUCCAGUGAGAAACAAGAGCACAAAAUGAAGCCUCCUCUUCCUCUGAACCAGAGCUGCGCUGCAGUCGGUGUGUAGUUUCCUGCACCUGUAAGAAGCUCACUGCUUAUCACCGCCAAGGCCGUGUAGCCUAGACUGCUGAAUAACCCACACAGUGUCUUCGUAGUGUGAAUGUUGGUGUGUUUGUGUGUGUGUGUGUGUGUGUGGACCGAGAAUUGAGCCGUCAUGGAGCGUGUGGUCUUUGUUUGAUCCAAACUCUUUGUUCAUAGUGUGUCUGCCCUCUUAAUG
Messenger RNA from Salarias fasciatus (jewelled blenny), 2174 nucleotides. Its product is annotated as monoacylglycerol lipase ABHD2. Lineage: Eukaryota; Metazoa; Chordata; Actinopteri; Blenniiformes; Blenniidae. Gene Ontology annotation, biological process: acylglycerol catabolic process; sperm capacitation; medium-chain fatty acid biosynthetic process. Gene Ontology annotation, molecular function: monoacylglycerol lipase activity; acetylesterase activity. Gene Ontology annotation, cellular component: sperm plasma membrane; sperm flagellum. The transcript has 11 exons. Bases 246 to 1532 code for a protein of 428 amino acids. The record is from RefSeq and is a predicted model, not a curated record.